AUGGAGCGCCAAUACCUCACCUUAGCGCUGCUGCUGCUCGCGGUCACCAUCUCGACGUCCGCCGUGACCACAACGAAACACGGCACGCUCAUUAUCAGCAACGCCGACCGCAGCCUGACGGUCGACAAUUACACCAUCCACGGCAAGACCAUCGUCGACAACGAAACCAAAGCCAUCGUCAAGCCAAAGAAAAACCCCGACGGCUCGCUCACGGUGGAGGGCAAGUACACGUGGUACCCGAACGGGACCAUCGUCGCACCUGGUGUGACUAUAGCGGUCGCCGGUAAGGCCAGCUACGUGCAAAUCGCGAAGACGAAGCUGUUCGGCAUUGACGGCGUCGCCCGGGACGCCGCGACAAACAAUGUGAUCCCGUGGAUCGAGGACGACGCCGCGAAGACGUUCACUGCUGGCGACAUCACGGGCUGGUCGAACGGCACGUUCCUCGGUUCUAACGGCGUCGUGCUGCGAACGCGCCUCAGAUUCAAGCCAUCGAACGGCACCCGCGGCGGCGGGAGCACAGGCAGCCGCGUGCCCAUGUCCCCGACACCGUUAUUCUACAAUAUCUCUUACAUCACUUCCACUAUUCGUUUCCCAAGCACCCCCCCUGCAUCUCCUACUCCCUCCUCCCCUUCUGCCCCACCGCCACCACCUAAGCCUGCUGGUUCUCUCGCUUCACCAGUCACUGUCUUGGCCACUGCCAUUGCUGUUGCCCUCACCUCUCUGCUCUUUGCGUAG
Closterium sp. NIES-65 is the source of this 735-nucleotide messenger RNA. The record is from the annotation of a GenBank genome assembly. Lineage: Eukaryota; Viridiplantae; Streptophyta; Zygnematophyceae; Desmidiales; Closteriaceae.